AUGUCCGGAGAAGCAUCGGCGCCGGCUGCCAAGGUCACCUUCAAGAUCACGUUGACUAGUGACCCGAAACUUCCGUUCAAGGUUCUUUCCGUCCCUGAAGCCGCUCCAUUCACCUCCGUCCUCCGAUACGCCGCCGAGGAAUUCAAAGUGCCCGCCGCCACGUCCGCUAUCAUCACCAACGACGGCGUCGGCAUCAAUCCAGCUCAAUCCGCCGGAAAUAUCUUCCUGAAGCACGGAAGUGAGCUCCGUCUGAUUCCACGUGAUCGUGUGGGAGGUUUCUGA
Molecule: messenger RNA, 282 nt
Organism: Caenorhabditis briggsae
Lineage: Eukaryota; Metazoa; Nematoda; Chromadorea; Rhabditida; Rhabditidae
Gene: Cbr-tag-277
Product: Protein CBR-TAG-277
Exons: 2
Coding region: 1-282 (93 amino acids)
Biological process (GO): protein K69-linked ufmylation
Cellular component (GO): nucleus; cytoplasm
Source: RefSeq, a predicted model, not a curated record